UGCCGCACGUCAUGAUUCUAUCCCAGAACAACCUGACAGACGGGAAAGAAGAUCUGCCUGAAGACACUUUCUCGCUGUUGUCGGUGCUUCUAGUUGGAUUUCUCUUCCUGAUCUUGAUAUUUUUAUCCGUGGCGGGGAACAUUUUAGUCUGUGUGGCAAUUUACACGGACCGCGGUUUACGGAGAAUAGGGAAUUUAUUCCUGGCCUCCCUCGCUAUCGCCGAUCUUUUCGUCGGUUGUCUGGUUAUGACUUUUGCCGGGGUGAACGAUCUCCUCGGCUAUUGGGUAUUCGGGCCGCGAUUCUGCGACACUUGGAUCGCCUUCGACGUUAUGUGCAGCACUGCCUCUAUUUUGAAUCUUUGCGCGAUCUCUCUCGAUCGUUACAUACACAUAAAGGAUCCUCUCAGAUACGGUCGUUGGGUGACGAGAAGGGUUGCGGUUGCUGGAAUCGCUGUCGUAUGGUUGCUCGCAGGACUCAUAUCCUUCGUGCCGAUCAGCCUAGGCCUUCACCGUGCAAAUGAACCUGUUGUUCAUGACGAUAGCAAAGAAGAACAUCCUACAUGCGCCUUAGAUCUUACACCCACCUAUGCGGUAGUUUCCUCUUCUAUAUCUUUUUACGUGCCCUGCAUCGUAAUGCUGGGAAUAUAUUGCCGGCUCUAUUGCUACGCACAGAAACACGUAAAAAGUAUCCGUGCAGUAACGAAGCUGCCGGACACCUCAAUGGCCAAGAGUUUUCGUGCGAAAAGUACACGCAACAAACCGCCGAAGCCGCAAACAAAAACGAAGCCAACAAGUCCCUAUCACGUAUCCGAUCAUAAAGCCGCUAUAACAGUUGGUGUAAUUAUGGGCGUUUUCUUAAUAUGUUGGGUACCCUUUUUCUGCGUAAAUAUCGUCACUUCGUAUUGCAAGACCUGCAUAUCAGGCCGAGCGUUUCAAGUACUCACUUGGCUCGGCUACAGCAACUCGGCCUUCAAUCCGAUCAUCUACAGCAUCUUUAACACAGAAUUCCGAGAAGCGUUCAAGAGAAUUCUCACAAAGGGUGCACGCGCCCGUGGAAAUCAACCGUCGACUAGCGAAUGCGGAGAAUUUCGAUCCGUGGUCGUACAAAAACGAAACGGGUCCAUGAUCGAAUGUAAUAUCAGUCCAAGAUCAAGCGCGGACAGUUGUCAAGUUGGUAUAAUGGCGCAAAGACACCGCGAUACUAUCGUGAGUGCGAUAUAAUUCGAUUCGAGUCUCUCUUCCUCGGACUUAUCGAUCUUCCUAUCGAACGGUAAUUGCGAUCCUAUGGUAAUUAUGGUUCACGGUUUUCCAUCACGAUUUAUCGAUUCUAUAUAAAUCAUUUUAUUAAUAAGACGUAAAUAAAAUCGUGAUGGAAAUAUUACCUCCUUCCUGUCGCCAGUUUUCUGCGUGGCAUUCAACAUUCUUGGUACGAAUUAAUCAAUUGAAUCGAAGAAUGUUACACGAACAUAUCCAUAGUAUAAUUUUUCAAGUCUGCUUAUGAUAAUGGUUACGAUAUGAUUGAACGAGAUUUACAUACGAACAUUUAAAACAGCAAUUGCGACCGUCAUAAUCAACUUCAACGACAAAUUUUACCAUUUCAUCAUCUUGGGAACGUAUUGUAACGUAAAGUUUAUAAAUAUUUCUUGAGAUAUUGAAUUCGUUAUUGAAAAUCUUUUGCUGAGUAAAUAUUCCAUACAUUUCUCGUAUUAACUGCAACGAGCAUCGCAACCAAAGUUAAAUCGCAUAUUUUUUAUAUAUAUAAAGUAUCUUGAAAUAAUAUAAAUUUUACCAUCGUGAUCAAUAUCAUCGGUACUAUCACCGUGUAAUAAUAUGCUGCUUUUCUCUCUUAUUCCCUUUCGUCUUAAAUAACAAAAUUAUAUGUGAAUUCUUUUGCCGAAUAUUUUUUUUUUAUCCACGGACGAUGAAAAGGAAAGAAAACUUGUCGAUAAUAAAUAACGGACGGUUAAGAAAUCAAUUUACGAAAAGACAAUCAUCGGGAAGUGAUUCGAAACAUAUCCAUGAGACAUAAUCUGUUCUUAUAACAAAAAAGAAUAAAGUGAAUUUAUCUAACAGGAUCGAACAGGAGGAUAUCAAUUUAUAAAAAUAAGAAGAAAGAACAAAAUAAGGUAAAUAAAUAAAAAUUCGUGCGUAGAGAAAUUCUACUAUAGAGUUUAGAUAACAUUUCUCAUAAAGCAAUUGUAAUUAUAAAAUCAUGUUAAUAGCGCAUCUACGAUAUAAAAUUGGAUGUUACAUGAAGUAUUAAUAGUAACGUCUAUCGAAUCGUAGCUUAUAUUAGUACUAGAAUCGCGGUGAAAUCCGCACAGAUUCAUUUUCCAUCUUGUAAAUAGUCAUUUAUUUAUUUUUCUAUUUGACGGGACACAAACACGCGAUCUCCACGUAUCUUUGCAUUGUAAGCGAUAUUUCGUUUAGGUGUUAACGUGUCGCAAAGUUGUUAUGCAACCCGUCGAAUCUAACUCAAAUCUGCGCCACUUAUCUAAACGAAAGAAAUUCUCGCGAUAUGCAACCGACAUUCAUUGAAUCUCUUCCAUCAUCUACAUCAGCGAUUUGCUAAGUGUAGUACGUUCCGAUGAGGGAGAAACGAUAAAAUAAAAACAUAGAUUCUAUGUUUUUCCUGUCGGAAUGAUACGUGCACGAAAUCGAUGUAUACUAAUGAUAUAUUUGAAUGACCGUUCUCUGUAAAUAUAUAAACGUAAGACAUCCAUGCGAAUAUUAAAUUUGCACUGUUUUAUUACAUCCUUAUUAUCCUAUAUCAGCAUAUAUAUAUAUAUAUAUUUAAUAUUAAUGAUUCAAA
This is a messenger RNA of Apis laboriosa (Himalayan honeybee), 2811 nucleotides long. It is a transcript of the gene Dop1, whose product is annotated as dopamine receptor 1-like. NCBI's taxonomy places the organism in Eukaryota, Metazoa, Arthropoda, Insecta, Hymenoptera, Apidae. The transcript is spliced from 7 exons. Gene Ontology annotation, molecular function: G protein-coupled receptor activity. Bases 12 to 1220 code for a protein of 402 amino acids. Gene Ontology annotation, biological process: adenylate cyclase-activating adrenergic receptor signaling pathway. Gene Ontology annotation, cellular component: membrane. The record is from RefSeq and is a predicted model, not a curated record.